Heterobilharzia americana is the source of this 3284-nucleotide messenger RNA. The record is from the annotation of a GenBank genome assembly. NCBI's taxonomy places the organism in Eukaryota, Metazoa, Platyhelminthes, Trematoda, Strigeidida, Schistosomatidae.
AAAAAGUGUUGAUCAUUUAUUCACACCAUACAGGCGCUAUAAAUAAAUUUGUAUUCAUAUAUAUAUAUAUAUGAAUAUGCAGGGUCUAUAGAAUUUACUUCAUUCCAAAUAUAUUUAUCAAUAUAAUAACAAAUUCACUUAUUUAUUGGUUCAUCUGUUUACCAAGCUCUCUAUAUAUAUACAUUUAUGUAUUUGAAGAUUUUUCAUGUAAGAAAGAAUAAAUCCUGGCCGAAUUAAAUAAGUGGACAACUGGAAAUCAAUAUUCAUUGUCUAAGCCUACCAUUACUACAAAUACUAACAAUAAGCAUAGUUAUACUACUAGCAACAAUAUCAGUAGUAGUCAUAUCGAUAGUGGUAAACAGCAAAGGAUAAAUUAUUUCCAACAAAUUGGAUAUAAACAGAAACCUAAAAAUAUUUCUUGGCAACAUGCUAAUCGUAAUAUCAUAAUCAAUGAAGAGCUUACAGAGAAUGAGGAGAGUGAGUAUACAUCAACUGACAACAUCGUUACGGUUAACAAUAGAUACGCAACAUAUCAGUACAAUCCUAUUAGGGAGGCAAACAAUAUGGUUGUUGUGUCAGAGAAAGAAAAAAAAGAAGAAGGAGAAGAAUUGGAAACGCAGGCGAAGGCGGGGAUUUCAACUGAGAAAAGAAUUCUGGAUAUCAGUUCCGAUGACAGUACUAGUUUAAAUUAUUCCCAGAUGAAUACUACUAGUCACUUUUAUGCAUAUACAAAUCAAUCAGCUGGUAUGCCCUAUUCACUUCCAAUGCCAGUACUUGUACCAGUCCCUAUUAUUACUCCAUAUCUAACUACAAACUACCAGAAUGCAAUAAUGAACUCAUCAAAAUGUUGCCUAGUUACCGGAAAUCAUAUUCAUGAAAGGGAAUUGGUAUCUUCCAAUCAAUUAGUGCUUGGUGUAAAAUUACCAUUCUCUGCAUUGGAUUCACAAAUUCGCGCCAAACCACCUCCAUUUGUAAGAAUUCCUGAAUCGCUACCACCACCUACAUCUGUGUAUCUACACCAUCAUCAUCAUCAUUAUCAUUAUCAUCCUCUUCAACAACAAAAAAAGAAUUUAUCAUCAUUAUCACAAUCACAACAGAUUGAUGACAGUAUUAGGCGACAUGAUAGUUCUUCUUCGAUAUCCAUAUUAUCAAUUAAUGAGACAGAGAUUAUUUCAAAUGAAUUCAUUGACUUAAAAUCUACAAAUCUUUACAUGAAUUCUAGGAACAAUCACCAUUAUACUAACACAUUAACUAUCAAUAAUAAUACUGGUGAUAGUAACUCAUCAAUGAAUAAGAAUCAUAAAAUAUUUCCACCUUCGACAUCUCUAUCACAACAACAAUCUAUGAAAGAAACAUUAGUAACCGUAGAAUCACGAAUACCCUUACCAAACAACUCUACAACGACUUCAAUUAAUAAUCCCACAGAAUUAUUAGUAAUGAAUGAGAUAACCAAUAGAAAUUUUAAGCCAAGAGUUGCAUUUAUUGAACCAAUCAAUGAACAAUUAAAUAAUGAUAAUCAUUCAUUAUGCUCAAUACUCAAUGAUGAUACAGACAGUCAAUUGAAUCGUGAAUCAAUUGAUGAAACAAGACAAAUAAACAAUGAAAAGAGACGAGUUAAUAAGCUGAAAUUAAGUCUUUCAGCUAGAUUCCCAGGUUGGGGAGUAAUAACAGACGAUGAUGAAGACGAUGACGAUGAUAAUGUUGCUACUAAUAUGAAUAAUACUCAAUAUGACCAGAAAUCAACACUUGUAGAGAAACCAAUAGAACAGACUGUCUCCAAAAAUCUUGAAUCCAAGAAAAAGGAUGAAGAUAUUCAAGGCGAAAAGAAACAAGAGAAAAAGGCAAGCAGUACAGAUCUCAAUAAAAAUGAUACUAAGAAUAAUAGUAGCCCUGUGUUACCGCUGAAAUCACAAUCGAAUACUGACCAAUACACCAGCUCUAGAAUGUCUAACAUAACAGAUAUAACCACUGAACAACCCUAUUAUCAACAACAUCAUCAUCUUCAUGAAAGCCAAUACCAACUACCAUUACAGAAAUCAAUUGAAAAACACCGUAGUUCAUCGAUAUUAACACAACCACGUAAAUCACUUGCUAUGAUUUUUUCACAAAUUAGUAAUAAUCUGGGUUUCACUCCACAAUCUACAGCUUCCUCACCAUCUCCACAAUAUCCGGAUGAUCAAUAUGUUUCACAGUUUACAUUAAAUUCACAUAGUAUACCACGUAGAAAAUGGUCAAAUCAUAUUACUAUUAAGCGUAAUAAUAGUCAGAUUACUGAGAAUAUAUUGAACACUGAACAAUUAGUAGAUAAUUAUUUAAAAUCUCCACCGUCUAGUUAUCAACAUCAUAAAAGUUUUGAUGAGUCAAUACGAGCUAAUGACACAUCAAAUCAACGUUUAAUAGAACGUGGUAUUUUAAACACCUUAAUGAGUGGUAAUCAUCAUCGUCAAAGUAGGAAUAACAGUUCAAUAGGUACAAUGUCCAAUAUACACUUGAAUAAAAGUGGUAGUCAGUUAAACGCUACACUAGCAAGUGGUAAUAAUACAAUGUCAACGUCAGUAGAUCGAUCGAUUAUUGUUGAUUUAUUAUGUUGUACAUGUUGUACAAACUCAGAUGAAGAAGAUGAAGCUUAUUCAAAUCUGAUUGAAAAUCAUCGGUUAGCGCGAAUAGUUACAAUGGGAGCAAUACUGACUAUACUGGGUUUAAUAUUUGCAUAUAUCAUACGUUCAGCAACAGAACCUCAAAAUAUGCCUGGUACAACAACAUCAUCAACGACAGGUUUCCUUUCAUCUGCUUCUACUGGCUCCAUUUUGAAUAUUACAGAUUUAGAUGUAGGUCAACAAGUAUCAAAAUUGUCCAGGAACCUGUCUAAUUUAACUGACCCACUUGAAGAAGUGAUGUCAACUGAUGUCUUGGAGCACUUUCAUCGACUAACUCAUGUAAAUAGUACUGCUAAUAUUGAUGACAGCAAUAAUUUAGUCAAUUUAUUGAAUCACACAAGUGUUAAGAUACUCAAUUCAACUUCAAGUUUCUUAUUUUCAUCCUCCCCCUCUCCGCCUCCACUAUUAACACCUCACUUUCCUCCAUCUUCGUAUUUUAGUCAGAAUUUUAGUAGUAUGGACUCUGUAUACAAUCGUCCACCGUGAAUGAUAAUCAUGUGUAUACAGUUUGUGUAUUUAGUAUUUUUAUAUUCAUACUACUGAAAUGACCAUAUUAGUAAUAAGAAACAUAUUGUGAAAAUUUCAUGCAAUUGUUCUUAAACGUGCGAACAGACUGAAAAGGCAAUU